This is a messenger RNA of Dissoconium aciculare CBS 342.82, 1426 nucleotides long. Its product is annotated as glycosyltransferase family 8 protein. Gene Ontology annotation, molecular function: glycosyltransferase activity. The record is from RefSeq and is a predicted model, not a curated record. NCBI's taxonomy places the organism in Eukaryota, Fungi, Ascomycota, Dothideomycetes, Mycosphaerellales, Dissoconiaceae. The coding region runs from base 78 to 1262 and encodes 394 amino acids. The transcript has 3 exons.
GCUCAACAUUGGUCUUCGAAGUCUGACAAUUUAAUUUCCCACUCCAUGAUUGGGAUGAAGACUUGCUGGACUUAAUUAUGCCAGAAAGGUACGACGAUUGGGGAAACCCAAUCAGAGCUAGCAAUCAUGAGCCCAUCGAGUACAGUUUCCGGGGGCUGGCAAAGCCACUCGCUCGUACAUUUCGAGAAUAUCGUGCUAUGAUACUAUGGGCGAUCGUUGCAUUGGGUCUGUACCUCUUCUGGGGCUCAGGAGAGCCUCGAGCUCCUCCUAUUGAUUGGAAGCAAUUCGCAUAUGUUCAAUACGCCACCGACGAUCAUAAUAUGUGCAACUCUUUCAUGGUCUUUGAAGCACUACAUCGACUCGGAAGCAAGGCUGAACGUGUCCUUAUGUACCCUGAGGAAUGGAAUCGUGCAUCAUCUGACGAGCGCAACGUCCAACUUCUGCACAUCGCUGAGAGAAGCUACAAGGUCAAGCUGAAGCCGGUAAGACUGAUCAAUGAUUCUGGCAGGGCAAAGCCAGGAUCUCUCAACUUUCCAAGCUCUUGGGACACUACCAUCAACAAAUUGCGCGCCUUCGAGCUGGAUGAGUACGAUCGCGUGCUCCACAUUGAUAGUGGCGUCACCUUACGACAGCACCUGGACGAGUUGUUCACGUUGCCAAAGGUUCAGAUGGCCAUGCCGCGAGCCUAUUGGCACGAUGCCCCUCCAGGCCAACAACAGCUCACAAGUCGGAUCAUGCUACUGGAACCUAACCAGGCCGAGUUCAAAAACUUCGUGGAUAUUCUCAACAGCUGGAAGCUCAAUCCCGAUUUCAAACUUCGCCGUCAUUACGACAUGCAGCUCGUCAACCACCGUUUCGGAGGAUCUGCCAUGGUUCUUCCUCACCGCCCAUACAUCCUCUCGACUUCAGAGUUCCGCAGGGAGAACCAUGAUGCGUAUCUAGGCGUACAUUAUGGCCCACAGGGUCACCUUCCCGCGCGCAUGAAGUGGGAUGCAGUUAGAGCAGUGGAAGAGGCUAAGCUGAUCUACUUUGACGAUGAACCUCUUCCAAAGCCCUGGAUCAUGUGGCCGUUGGACGGCCUUGCAGAGAUUCAGCCGAGCUGUGGCGGCAGUCAUUUGACUUGCCCGGAGAGAAAGGUGUGGAAGGAACUAUAUGAUGAUUUUCGGAAGCGGAGAAGAAGCCUUUGCAGCAUCCUGAGCGCUCCUGCGCCGAUCUGGAGACAAAUCCAGAACAAGACUGAAACUCCAUACUAUGUGAACUGAGAGCAGCCCAUCACAAGUGUGUGUGCAUGCUGUAAGAUAGAUUACAUCAAUAUUUGUUCCACAAAUGAGAAAGGUUCCGCCGCGAGCGAGUUGACCUGUGUUGAACACUUCUCAUCUACAAGUGCAGAGCCGCCAUGACGAUAACACGGUUGGGGGAUUUUGAC